Molecule: messenger RNA, 3567 nt
Organism: Sycon ciliatum
Lineage: Eukaryota; Metazoa; Porifera; Calcarea; Leucosolenida; Sycettidae
Product: complement receptor type 1-like
Exons: 15
Coding region: 299-3112 (937 amino acids)
Molecular function (GO): serine-type endopeptidase inhibitor activity; protein binding
Source: RefSeq, a predicted model, not a curated record
UUUUGCCAGGUCAGAUGAUGUCAAGCCCAGUGUCGGAAAGAUUAGAUUUGAGAAAGCUGCUGAAGAAAACGUCUCCCACUGUCUUGUUGUAUCGGUUCGAGUCUGCAGUACUGGGAAUCGUGAGUAUGAGAAGACCUUCACACGAGCUCUAGCUGCAGCGAGCCGUACAUCACGACGUCGACCGCUGAGCUCCUCGAACUCGUCGCACGGAGUGGAGUCGAACGUUCAGCAACCGACUGUUCUGAUUCAGCGACACACCUAGACUGGAGAAGCAUCGGUCACUAGCAGCGGCCACGCCAUGGCGCGACACACUCUACACAUACUAGUUUUCGUUAUUUGUGCUUGCCUCAGCGUACCAUCAUCUGCCCAAGGUCCACCACCGGCGCCAUGUCCCAUCACACGGUAUGCAGGUGUUGGCUUCAAAAUGUUUCACCUGCGAGAGACAGGGCACCAGAUCGUACUGUAUUUCUGCUCCCGGCAACGGGAACUGCGUGGCCUGGGCUACCGAGUAUGUGAGAACGGAGAGUGGAGUGAUCUGGGACUCAAACCGCGCUGCGAAAACCCAAAUGACUGUCCAGUGUUUGCACCUGCCAGCAACGGUGCCUACAACAACACCGGUCCAUACCGCUUCAACGACGCCCUGAAGCUAGUGUGUGACCCGGGCUAUACGCUGCUGAAGCCACGCGUCGCCAAGUGCACCGUGACAGGCUGGAGCACCACAGCACUCGGCUCCUGCUCAAAGACGUGUCCAUCACCUCAGACCGGUGGAGGACUAGAGUUUAGUGCCAGUGACAGAGAAGUCGUGCCUGGCUCUUUUAACGUCGAUACGACCAUAGAGUUCCAGUGCAACGGACCUGGACUGAAAGUGAUCGGUCAGCGCAAAGCUUCUUGUCUGCCUAACGGCUCCUGGUCCCAGAAGCAGCCUUACUGCAAAGCACGUACGUGUCGCAUAGUCGUGCUGCUAGCCAAGUCCUCCAUCUACUCCAGCACCGGUCUUCAAAUAUCGCCAAACCAGACGAAAUACAAGUACGGCGAGACUGUCCGCAUAUCAUGCGAGUCUGAGAAUUCCGGACCGGAUCGGCGAUACCUGCAUCCGUCUGGAUCGACGCGUUUCAAGUGCAAUGCCGAUCCAACACGAAAUGGAAACUACCUGGCCUGGACUGAUCUGGGUGAUCUCAAAGUCAGCAAGGCCAGGAAAGUCGAAUGCAGACGAUACUGUUUGCGCGGUGCAAUCCGUAUCGAUGCAAGCACGGCCUCCAAGUUCACCUUCUCCUCGGCAAAGGGCCUGUUCAGGACCGGUGAGAAGCUGCGCGUUGGCUGCAAGAGCGGCCGGGAACUGUAUGCCAGGAACGCGGAGCUGAACAGCGACUCCGUCUCCUUCACGUGCACGCCUCGGUCUACCUGGGAGAACAACGCGAACCUGGAUCUGGCCACUCCGGUGGCUUGUAGAGCUACAUCGUGCCGGCGUCCUGCCAAUCUGCAUGCAUUGCUGGAUGUCGACGAAGGAGGUGGCGGUCCCAGGACCUUUUUCGGCAAUAACUUUUCCGUCCAUUUCUCGUGCGGCCGGCAUCGUCUGAUUGGCUCUCCAACCUCUACGUGUGUCCAGCGGGGCCUGGAGAUGGUCUGGGAGAAUGAAUGGCCAACGUGCCAAUGGCUGAGGCUCGAAUGUCCGGAUCUGCCUGCUGUCGCCAACGGUAGUUUUGUCUCCAGUGAGACGAUGCCGUAUCGAACAAACACGUACGUCGGCUUGCAGUGCGAGCGUUGCUUCAAGCCGAACAACAAAGUCCUGACACAGUGCAGGGAACAGGCCAAUGGGACAACGGCAUGGAUACCAGACACAAGCCGCACUCGAUGCAUCCGCAGGACGUGUGCCCGGCUCCAACGUGAUGCAAACGUUCAGACAUGGCUCACCGGCGCUGCGAGCAUGAUGGACUGCGGCGCGACCGUGCGGUUUUCCUGCGCCGCUGGGUUCUCGCUGCUGGGUGUCAGCGAGGUGGAAUGUUUACCGACCGGAGAGUGGUCCGACUGCGCACCGCGGUGUGUACAAACAACGUGCCCAAACCGUGGUGGCAUUGAUAGUAUCCGAAGAGUGUGUAAAAGGCAUAGUGUGUGCCAUCCCCUCAGCGGCCUCUGUGAGUGUGUAGCACCGCAUCGGUGUCCGACUUGUGGAGUGAAAAAACCGGUCUGCAGCCAAUUUGCCGCGACCUACUCUAGCCGGUGUCACCUUCGCGCAGCAGACUGUGUGGAUAACUUCUCUGGUCGUGAGCCAGUGAGCAGUGGUCAAUGUCCGCGAGCUGGUAUUUGUAAUCAAGCCAAGCCCAGUGCUCCUGAAGGCAGUGGCUGCUUUGCCCAGUAUUCCAGGUGGUUCUAUAACGCCGAGACUGGCGCAUGCGAGAGUUACCUCCACGGCUCCUGCUUUGUCGGAGACAACUCCUUCCUCAACAAGGUCGCCUGCUUGGAGCGAUGCUUUCGAGCUUCAGAACCUUGUGAGCAGACGCCAUAUCAAGCUGGUCCCUGUUUUCGGUUCUCUGAGAGACGCUACUCUUACGAUAAGCUAACAUCAAGCUGUGUGGUGUUCAUGUACGGUGGAUGUGGCGGCAACGAGAACAACUUUCCUGACAUGGCGAGAUGCGAAAGAAUAUGCAAGCGGAAUGCUGACGGACAAUUACCCCCAAAGUCGCCGUGCAGCGGUAAAGCCUGCCGGAAAACGGAAAUGUAUGAAGCGUGUCCGGUGAACAGUCCCAACGUGUAUGCCAUUGCAGCGCGAGUCGUGACUGAUCAUCCGGCACAGGCACCACCGAACACGACCCUGUUCUCGGCGAUACCGCAGGCCGUGCUGCACAAGCCCGAGGGCAUGGAGAUCACCACCAGCUUUGUCUACCAUCCCAUGGUGCGCGUGGACGGCGGCGACAAGCAGUGUGGCUGCCCGGACCUGUAUGGCAACACGUUUGUCUUCGUAGGACAAGCGCAGACGGAUGACCAGGGCCUGGUCUACUUCAUCGUGGACGAGAAUACGUUCGUGGAGCAGUACAGCACUCUAGACGUGCGGGCACUCAGGGAACGUCUCUACAAUGCUUGCCCUCACUUGCGCUACGAAGCGCAGCGAGGAUGAGCGCAGCGGGAAGCAGUGAUGUUGAGACAAAUAGCCACACAUUGAUUCUGAUGGAUCGAAAACAAACUACUGUACAUGUAUGGUUUACAUGUAUGGUUGUAGCUGGCAGUGACUUCCAGUAAAUUUUAACUUGCAGCAGUUAUCGCCCGGCAGGAAUGUAUUCUAUUAGACUUCCAGAACUCACAAGCAGACAGUCAUGUACAUGUAUACGGUGCAUCGUUAAUAGCAUAGGCUCAUGAAAAAUAUUUCAACUUCACAAAAUUUAGUAUGGACCAUAUACAUUGAAAAAACCUUUGGUCCUUUAUUGUUUUUUAAUUUUAUGGCUCUCUAUCCGAGGCCAGAUUUCACGAAUAAGUUUUCCUCUUUUUCUCUUCUGUACAUUUUCAUCUCUACUGCUGCUAUUCGUGCAGUUGUGGAAAGUGAAAUCCGGAGCAACAUGCACUUUCAGCAAUACA